GAGGCAGCCAAACCCGAACUCUGAACUGAAGCGAAGUCCCCUGCACGCACACGCGCCGGCGUCGCUGCACGCACGUCAUCUCCUACCUUUUCCUUCCCCGCCGGCUCCCUGCCCUCAUGGACUCCGGCGAGUGCUCCAACUCCAACCCGUCCGCGUCUUCCCCGGCCGCCGCAGGCGUCUGGGCGAAGCUAGUGCCCGCGGAUUCUGCCUACCCGGAGGUGGCCGUCGCAGAGGGCGACGCCGUGGUCUGCUCCCUGGUCGCCCCCGCCGCAGGCGGGGAGGAGCUCGCGUGGUGCGAGAUUAGGCGCGGCGGCGACGCCUCGUCGGCGACGAUCCGGAACCUCAGCUCGGAUGCAAUUAUUGUUGAUGGAAGAGUUAUCCAACAAGAAUUAGUUGACAUUAAACCAGGGAGCAAGAUUGUCCCAGGACCCCAGGAAGAAGGUCAUUUAGUGUAUACCUUUGAUAUAACAGCUGCAAAGGACCAUGACAAAAACAAUGUUAAGAUUUUACUCGAUAUUGAGAAUGCAAAAUGCAGCAUAUGCUUGAAUUUGUGGCAUGAUGUUGUUACUGUUGCUCCCUGCUUCCACAACUUCUGCAAUGGCUGCUUCUCAGAGUGGUUGAGAAGGUCUUCGAGCAAGUCGCGCGAUAAAAGCCAGAGUGCUGCCUGUCCACAAUGUAGGACAUCAGUGCAAUCAGUUGGAAGGAAUCACUUCCUUCAUAAUAUUGAAGAGGCUAUACUACAAGCUUUUUCGUCACUACAGCGGUCUGAUGAUGAGAUCGCGUUGUUAGAGUCAUAUGCCUCAGUUAAAUCGAAUCUUCAUCUUAAUACAAGCCAUUCAAGGCUGUGACAUGAUAAAUUGGAC
Messenger RNA from Triticum urartu, 863 nucleotides. The record is from RefSeq and is a predicted model, not a curated record. NCBI's taxonomy places the organism in Eukaryota, Viridiplantae, Streptophyta, Magnoliopsida, Poales, Poaceae.